Molecule: messenger RNA, 3291 nt
Organism: Rosa rugosa (rugosa rose)
Lineage: Eukaryota; Viridiplantae; Streptophyta; Magnoliopsida; Rosales; Rosaceae
Exons: 9
Coding region: 1629-3023 (464 amino acids)
Biological process (GO): protein folding; chaperone-mediated protein complex assembly
Cellular component (GO): cytosol; nucleus
Molecular function (GO): Hsp90 protein binding; zinc ion binding; protein-folding chaperone binding
Source: RefSeq, a predicted model, not a curated record
AGGUUUUCCGCGCACCUCCAGAACACAGUCGACCUUGCUGAGUCUACAACUCUACAAGAAAUUGGGGAAAAGGUUCCCUCACACCUCCAGAACAGGAGACCAAGGUCAACAGCAACUUCGCCAUGCUUAUAAUUGCUUCUGUUUUGUUUGGUGACGAUCGUCCAGACCCAGACACAGUGCGCUCACUCCUUGGCUUUCAUUUCCUGUGACCCCACUGUCGUUCCCAACCCUGACACUCCCUGCAAAAGAUGUCAGCAUCCAGGACCAGAAGGGAAUUGGUUUUGUUUGUCCUGUAAGGACAUCUUCUGUUGUACUAGUGUGAGUGGACAUUUUAUUCAGCAUUAUGAGAAGACAAAGCAUUGUCUUUGUGUCAACUGCAGCACAAAAUCAAUUUACUGUUGCUCCUGUGGUGAAACUCUAGAUGCGCAAGUGAUCCAACAAUUAUGGGUCAAGGGUCGAUCCACUUCAUCCAAGCUAGAGAGCAUUGAUGUAAUGAUUGUUGAUGUUAUUGAUCUCUUGUCUAAACCGUUUCCUAGCAUCAAUGUUCAUCCACAGUUGGAUGCUCAGUCAUUUGCAGGCCAGGAUGAACUUGCAUUGGCUAAGGAGGGACUGCAAAAGAUCUUUGAUAACGGGUUAAUAGCUGUAGCUGAUCCCAAAGUGCAAGAAAAGUUUCUCCUUUACUCAGCCACAUUGCUAUCAGCCGAGUCAUGCCCCUCAGAAUUGAAGGUUAACCUCUCAUCAUUCAGAUGCAAUCUUCCGGAGGAAACCUCUGCUUUCAUCAAGGCUCAAGAUGAGUUGAAGUUGGCCUCAGGCUUAUCAGCCUCAAUCACUCAGAAGAAGUUUGUGGUGAGGCAACAAAAUUCAAAGUGUGAUGAGGUGAAGAAAGAAAUUCUCACCUCGGACGAGAAAGUUGCCAACUUCAAGGCCAUGAUCAAAGAGUUGGAAGCACAAAUAAAAAGUUUGGAAGCUUGUUUAGCCACAGAAGAGAGCAACAGAGCAAAGAUUGAUGAAGCUAUCGAUUCCAUUGAGAAACAAGUCACCACCGCGAGAGAUGGAUUGGUCUCGGACUUGGCACAUGUGUCUUCCAUGGAAGGAUCGACCCAAGCAGCUAACGAGUUAGUAGCUCGAAAACAGUCGGACUGGGAUAACCUGAAGCUUAGUUUUACUAAGUUUGCAUGAUGCACUUGGCCUAAUUAAGCUGUUGUUUGUAUUUUGGUGGGAUAACCACAAGUGUCUACAUGAAUUCUGUGCACGUUCCAACUUCCAUCUCUUUCAAAUUUCAAUGCAUUGAAAAAAAAAACAAAAAGAAGAAGAAGAAGCCUUCAGAAUCUAAGUGGUCACCUCACAAUAACGAAAGCAGGUUUUGAUAUAGUUUGUCAAAGCGUCAAACAGAUGGGUUGUGCAUCUGAGUUCUGAUUAUUGACAAGUAUGAAUAUAAGAAGACACAGCUUGCAAACAAAGGUAUACUGCUAUACUUUGCAUGCAAACAAAGGUAUACUUUCCUUGCAAACAACUUUAUACUUUGUAACUUUGUUCACCAUCAAACAAAGUUCAGGUGUGAGUCUAUAAUUUGGCCACUUUGAUUUCCUUCAAACCUCCAGAACAGCAAGGUAAACUGCAACUUGGCCAUGAGCCAGAAACAGUGCGAUCAUCACUCGGCUUUUUUGUCCUGUGAUCUCACUGGCGUUCCCAGCCCUGACACUCCUUGCAAAAGAUGUCAGCAUCCCAAGAAUAAUUGGUUUUGUUUGUCCUGUAAGGACGUCCUCUGUAGUCCUGGUGUUAAGGGACAUAUUGGUGAGCAUUAUGAUGAGACAAAGCACUGUCUUUGUGUCAACUGCAGUUCCCAAGUAAUUUGGUGUUUCCCCUGCCGUAAAAUAUUAGAUGCGCAAGUGAUCCAACAAUUAUGGGCCAAGCAGAGUCGAUCAUCUUCAGCCAAGCUCGAGAGCAUUGAUGCAAUGGUUGUUGAUGUUAGUGAUCUCUUGUCCAAGCCAUUUCCUACCAUCAAUGUUCAUCCACAGUUGGAUGCUCGGUUGUUUGUUGGCCAGGAUGAGCUUGCCUUGGCUAAGGAGGGACUUCGGAAUGUCUUUGAUCGCGGGUUAAAAGCUCUAGCUGAUCCCAAGGUGCAAGAAGAGUUUCUCCUUUACUCAGCCAUGCUGCUAUCAGCCGAGUCAUGCCCAUCAGAAUUGAAGGUUAACCUUUCAUCAUUCAGAUGUAAUCUUUCGGAAGAAACCUCUGCUUUCAUUAGAGCUCAAGCUGAGCUGAAGGUGGCCUCAGAGUUAUCAGCCUCGAUUACCCAGAAGUUGAUUGUGGUGAGGCAACAAACUUCGAAGUAUGAUGAGGUAAAGAAAGAAAUGAUUGCCUCGGACGAGAAAGUUGCCAACUAUAAGUCCACGAUCAAAGAGUUGGAGGCACAAAUCAAAGAGUUGGAGGCACAAAUCAAAGGGUUGGAAGCUUGUUUAGCCACAGAAGUGAGCAACAGGAAAAAGAUUGAUGGGGUUAUCGAUUCGAUCGAGACACAAGUCACCACAGCGAGGGAUGGACUGGUCUCGGACUUGGCACGAGUGUCUUCCAUGGAGGGAACGACCCAAGCAGCUUACCAGUUAGUAACUCAAAAACAGUCGCACUGGGAUAAACUAAAGAUUAUGUUUACUAGGUUUGCAAUUGCAAACGCCACCAUGAGUCGACAUCCCAGUGUGAAGUGGGCUCAGCAGCCUGAUACGCUUUACAUCACUAUUGAGUUGCGUGAUGCCCAGGAUGUAAGGCUUAAACUGGAGCCUGAAGGAAAGUUUCUAUUCUCUGCUACCACUGGAGCAGAAAUGACACCCUACAUAGUUGAUCUUGAUCUCUAUGACAAGAUUGAUGUAAAUGAGAGUAGGUAUAGUGUUGGCUCGAGAAAUAUCUGUCACCUAGUGAAAAAAGCUGAAAAUAAAUGGUGGAGCAGAUUGAUAAAACAAGAAGGACAAGCUCCUGGGUUCUUGAAAGUUGAUUGGGAUAAUUGGGGAGAUGAGCAAGUCUAUGAAUGAAUGAAAGAGCCUUAAUGCUCACUCAUGGAAUAAAAAGUCUAAAGCUCAUAUAUGCUUAUUCUAUAAUAGUCAAAGUAACUUAUUGCCUUAAUGAGCAAUAUAACAAGACUACGUAAAAAAAACGAAUUCGAAUAAUAAUGCUCAUAAUGUUGUAAUAUAUUCUAACUUUCGCGAAGUUAUGAAUCUAGAGUUUUUAUUGAAUCUAUAUGAAAUUAUCAAUUACACAAAUUGAUAUUUAUGGCUUAGUAUGCCAUACUUAUAUUUUACU